AUGUCCCUGAAGCUCGACCCAUCCGCCUCGGGCGGCUCGCAGCCUUUGCAGAAACGCUCGGCGCUGGCUUGCCUGCCUUGCCGCACGGCCAAGAACAAGUGCGACGGGGCGCCGCCACCCAUCAUUGCCGAGCUGUCGGCUCAUCUCGAGACCAAGAUGCCUCCUCCAGCGGGCGCCGAUGUCCAGCUCGUGUCCGAACACGCUUGCACGCGUUGCGCUCGACUUCGCCUCGAGUGCCUCUGGCAGCCUUCCCAUCGCACGGGACGACCUCGCAAGCGCGCUAGACUUGCGGAUGCUGCCGCUGCCUCUCCGUCUUCUUCUGGGCUCGCUGCGGCUGUGGUCACAGCUCCUGACUCGACUACAUCUGACGGCCAGCUCCCGCAGUUCAGCCGGAUCGAUCACGGUCCUGCUGCUCGGCUUUCCCUAGCCGACACUGCCGACUCGGCGAAUCCUUUCGCACUGGCCACGGCGCCGUCCAGCUCCUUGCUCGGAUAUACGGGAAUGGAUCUCAUCGCUCUGCUCAACCACUCUCAACACGACUCCAGCCGGGCCGCCAUCCAGCUCGACCUCGACCAUGACCUUGACCUCGACCUCGACCUCGACCUUGACCUUGGUCUUGACCAGCUGGGCUCACAGAUCGCUCUGCAUGACCACAUCACACCCGCUCCCGUUGAAAGGUCGCCGUACAACCCGGUCUCGCCUCUUGUCAUCACCAGCCUCGAUCAGAUCCACGCUCCAACAUGCCGCCAGACCUCGUUCAGCCCUUCGGCCGCCAACGAUCGCGAUGCAUCCCUUUCUACAGCCAAUUGUCAUGCCUCUCCGAGCGGUGCUCAACAAGCACGCUCGCAGUUCUCGGCUCUGCGGGCUCGCCUGAAUGCUCUGCCACGAGCCACUUCACCCUCGACCACCGAGACCAAGAGUGUGGCCCCGUCCAGCUUGUUGCAAGCCGACCACAUCAGAGCUGCUCUUCAACGCUACCUCGCACGUCACGACCGCAGCGCUCUGUCCGAUGACGCCGAUACCACUGCCGUCCUCGAAAUAGGCGCACACCUCUAUUUUGCCGGCUUUGCAAAGACGGUCCCCGUGCUUGGAGAAGCCUCCGAGUUCGGCACCUGCGUCCUCGGUGCUCUUCCACCUCAGAGCGGUGCAAGACGAAUGCUCAGCCGCAUCAUAGCCGUACUCGGCUUGAGCGUCUCGUCAAUCGAUCGUCUUACAGCACAGUCUGAAUCCAGCGCCGUACUCGACGACCUUCGGAGUCAAGCUCGAAUGCUGCUGGCAACAUGCCUCGAGGGCAUGAGCUUGAAGACAGUACUCCCUCUCGACAGCGUCGAAGCUCUAGCGACGCUUCAGGCACUGCUCCUUCUGGCAUACGAUAGCUAUGGUAACAACCGACUGUCUCAAGCCGAAUCGGAUAUGCUUGCUGCUGUGCAUCUCGCUCGCAGGAUGCGUCUAAAUCAAGUGGACGCUCCAGGCUCUACUGGCGUGUCUGAAGAGCCGCAUGGACAAGCAACUUUCAACACUCGCACAGCACCACUGUCGGCAGUCCAUACAGAGUCACUGCGACGGCUCUGGUGGGAACUCUACCUCUGCGACUUGAUGCUCAACGUGACGACAAGCGGAGCGAUCCGGCGUUGUCUCGACAAUGAUCAUCUCGAGGUCGCCGUGCACACACCAUUCGACCCUGGCUUUGCAGAUCUUGGUCAGUUGCCGCCAGGCAGCCAAGGUCAGAGCCGACAGCCUCUUUCGCAAGCUUACGACAUCAGGAUCCGCACCUGCGCGCUGAUCCACGAGUGUGUUCGGCAGCCGAAGGAUGCGGAUGAGCUCGAUUACGAGCGCAUCCGGGCCAUCGACACGAUGCUGAGCAACAUUCUGAUCGUUGCUCAGAGGCAUUGGGCGGAUGCAAGCACCCAGACCGAACCAAGCAGCCACCACGUCGACGGAGGCUCCGACGGGCCCGGAAGUGCGCCUAAGGCGGACGUCCCCCGCACACGCUGGGCACUGGAAACGCGCAUCGAGCUGCUUUUCACUGCGAUGACGAUGCUGCACGCCAGCCGGAUCCAUCUGCAUCGACUGGCCUGGUUCCCCGACCUGACGAUGGACUUUGUCUCGUGUUCCUUCAAGAGAUUCGACGACAGCGCCAAUGGUGUGCUUUCACGAGCCGGGCCUCGAAUCGGUGAUCGGGCCAAUGCAGAGCAGCGGCAAUCGAUGCUGUCGACGAGCGUCACGCGCAUCGUAUCGUCCGCAGACGCCAUCAUGCGGCUUGUGCGUCUGGAUCAGCGCAUGGCAGUGCCUGUACCGUGGAGCGACGCCGGAAGGGGCGCCUCUGACAGCCAGGGACACGUUCCUCGCGGGCUUCCUGCGCAUUGGCCGUUCCUGGGCUGUUGCAAUAUGGUCGCAGCUUUCGGCUAUGUGGUUGCCGUCGCAGCUAGCGGGCCCGAGGAGUCCAACUUGCCCACCUAUGGCGAUGAGAUCCGGCUGUACGGCGAGCACGAUGUGACAGGAUCCGAAGGCCACAGUCAUGGCUCUGUCGUUCCUGCCGAUGCUUCUGCGCUCUCAGCCCCCUUGUGGCAGUACGGCUCGCCAGAAGCCAGCACCCUGUCUACUGGCAGCGGCAAUGCCGGCGAAAGGCAGCGCAGCGCGAUGGUGUGGAAGCUGCGUGCGGCCAUCAGCAACAUUGGAUUCGCAGAGUCGACGCUGGCCCAGUACUCGCAAGUCUGGCCUGUCUGCGCCAUAUACCAGCGCGAGGUGGCGGUGUGCCGCGACGCCAUCGAUUCGACGGGCCCAACGGGCUUGCAUGUUCGAGCACCGGCGGCACGUGGCGAGCUCGGAUUUCGGAGGCGACUCGAAUUCCGGCGGUUGAGAAGUCCGAGCUGCCACAAGAUGCCAGCGCUAGCUCCACACACACCACCACAUCGCUCUAUACCGACCUACACGAUCGAUCAGCGUUCGAACAUGGACGAGGUAGCGACGCACGAUCGCGAUGAUGACGGUCGCUGGAGCCUCGACGUGUGGCUGGUGCUGGCAGCGAGGUUCGUCCGCAUGCUAGCGUUCGGCUCCUCGUCGCUCAUCCUUGCACUGUACCUUUUCAGCCUCACACAUUCGCCUGUCGAGGUCGGACGCUUCCUCACACUCACUCUACUUGGAGACUUUAUCCUGUCAUUGGUACUCACGUUUGUAGCCGAGUCGGUGCUAGGCAGACGCAACACACUGCGUCUUGGCGCAGCCUCGAUGCUUCUUGCGGGGAUUGUGUUUGCGACCACGACCGACACACGCCUGCUGCUCAUUGCAGCUGUCUUUGGCGUCAUCAGUCCGGCAGGAAGCGAGAUCGGACCGUUCAGAGCGGUGGAGGAGAGCAUCCUGGCUCAGAUGGUGCCGAAGCAGCAUAGACCGACGCUGUUUGGUUGGUACGUGGUGACGGGUUCGGUAGCCGCGAGUCUGGCAACGUGGCUCACGGGCUGGAUCAGCAAUCGCUUGGGUGCCGAUAGAGACCAUCAAGAGCUGAUGACAUACUAUCGAGGUGUCUUUGUGGUGUAUGCUGCGCUUGGAUCGGUCAAGCUGCUGCUUUCACUGCUUCUAAGCAGCGAGUGUGAAGCUCCGACGCAGAGUCGGUCUGGAGGGCACGUGUCUCAAACUCGCACACAGUUUUCGACCCAAUCCGAGCGCGCACCCCUUCUCGAAACAGCGUCGAAUGAGCCGGCCAACGGUACGGACGAGACAAGUCAAGCGGCCAGCACGAUAGACGCUUCGCAAGAAGACGCCUUCGGAUGGAGUAGGCUAGGUGGUCUUUGCCUGCUGUUCGCCAUCGACUCUUUAGGCAGCGGAAUGGCGUCGCAGACGCUGACUUCGUGGUUCCUUGCGCUCAAAUUCCAUGCCGACCUUUCAUCGCUUGGUACCAUCACUUCCGCUGCUCUGAUGGUUGCUUCCAUCUCGAACCUCUUUUCUGCGCGGCUGGCGAAUCGUCUCGGGCUGGUGGUCACAAUGGUGCUCACGCAUCUGCCCUCGAGCAUCGCACUCACGCUCACGCCCGUACCUAGUACGCUCGCAUGGACAGCAGCGCUGGUCGUGGGCAGAGCUGCGACGGCAUCCAUGGACCAAGCUCCGCGCUCCGCCUUCCUCUCGGCAUUCGUUCCGGCUGACAGAAGGACUAGGGUGCUUGGACUCGUCAACACGAUCAAGACGCUCGCACAGUCCGGAGGUCCGACGCUGACCGGAUGGUUCGCGGACAGAGGCCACAUGGGAUGGGCCUUCCAUCUCGCCGGCGCGCUCAAGGCAGGCUACGACCUUGGCCUUCUUGCGGCUUUCUCCAGGGUCACGUAG
Moesziomyces antarcticus is the source of this 4317-nucleotide messenger RNA. RefSeq names its product major facilitator superfamily transporter. NCBI's taxonomy places the organism in Eukaryota, Fungi, Basidiomycota, Ustilaginomycetes, Ustilaginales, Ustilaginaceae. The transcript has 2 exons. Bases 1 to 4317 code for a protein of 1438 amino acids. Gene Ontology annotation, biological process: DNA-templated transcription; regulation of DNA-templated transcription; transmembrane transport. The record is from RefSeq and is a predicted model, not a curated record. Gene Ontology annotation, molecular function: DNA-binding transcription factor activity, RNA polymerase II-specific; zinc ion binding; transmembrane transporter activity.